Arthroderma uncinatum is the source of this 915-nucleotide messenger RNA. RefSeq names its product PQ loop repeat protein. NCBI's taxonomy places the organism in Eukaryota, Fungi, Ascomycota, Eurotiomycetes, Onygenales, Arthrodermataceae. The record is from RefSeq and is a predicted model, not a curated record. Bases 1 to 915 code for a protein of 304 amino acids. The transcript has 3 exons.
AUGGCGAACAUGAGCGAAGAGUGCAAGCAGCUCGCCUCUCCCGGUGCUGUUAGCGUUACCUUCUCCAUACUGAUAUUCCUCGGCAUCCUGCUCUCAUAUCUGCCCCAGCACUACCGUAUCAUCUCACGGAAGACCUCGUUCGGUAUAUCUCCAUACUUUAUACUGCUGGGAACGACAUCGGGGACGUCAGGGUUUGCGAAUAUCCUCGUUCUCCCAAAGAGUGCUCGUGAUAUCGCCUGCUGCAGUGAUAUCAGCGGAUUUGCCUGUUUUGCUGGCCUCUUAGGCAUCCUCCAGGUCGGCGUCCAGACGCUAUGUUUUGCUAUAUGCCUCAUUCUUUUCGUUGUAUACUUUCCUCGCAACCCCCCAACUCCAGUAUCAGCAUCUGGAGACGUCGGCAAAUCACAUAGUUUCCGAACUGCUCUCGCAGUAGGCGCCAUAUGCCUCAUCCACGCGAUCGCCGUGAUCAUUCUAGCCUUGACAGUGGUCCUUGCCUACCCUUCCAGUCGUCAACUAUGGGCCAACAUCCUAGGCGUCAUGGCCACGAUCCUCUCUUCCAUCCAGUACUUCCCACAGAUAUACACCACCUGGCGUCUCCGUGGAGUUGGCAGCCUGAGCAUCCAGAUGAUGUGCAUCCAGACUCCCGGGGCCAUAGUCUGGGCUGCAAGCCUGGCUGAGAGACUGGGUAUGGAAGGAUGGAGCACCUGGGGUGUCUAUGUGGUGACCUCUAUGCUACAGGGGACUUUACUGGUAAUGGGUGUUUACUUCGAAUACGUGAACCCUCAGAAACCAGAGCUCGAGGCCGGAGCGAACAAGGCAACAGACCCCAACGGCCGUUCCUACGGUACCGUCAACGGCGCGGACAACCACGCCCAGGACGACGCCAUAUCCGAGGACACACCCCUUCUACAAGGCUGA